Messenger RNA from Rhododendron vialii, 372 nucleotides. RefSeq names its product SKP1-like protein 4. Gene Ontology annotation, biological process: SCF-dependent proteasomal ubiquitin-dependent protein catabolic process. The record is from RefSeq and is a predicted model, not a curated record. Lineage: Eukaryota; Viridiplantae; Streptophyta; Magnoliopsida; Ericales; Ericaceae. Gene Ontology annotation, molecular function: cullin family protein binding. The transcript has a single exon. Bases 1 to 372 code for a protein of 123 amino acids. Gene Ontology annotation, cellular component: cytoplasm; nucleus.
AUGUCUUCUCGGAAGAAACUAACCCUACAGAGCUCCGACGGCCAGACGUUCGAGCUAGAAGAGUCUGUCGAGACAAUGUGCUCAAACCUCAGAAACGUGAUCCGGGACAAGGUUGACUGCGCGUCUUCGGUGUGCACCAUUCUUGUGCCCGGUGUUGACGGGAAGACUCUCGCGACGGUGAUCGAGCAAUGCAAGAAACACGCGAACACGGAAGCCGGUGGAGCGGGCGACGAUCUCGAGCGGUGCGACUUGGAGUCUUUGGGCAAAGAUGAUCAGGAGGUUCUGGUGCCCCUGUUUGUGCACGCCCUGCUCUUUUCAGCAAUUUGUCUCGACGUCAAGGACCUGGCGGCUGCGGUUGUGAAGAAAAUCUGA